Messenger RNA from Glarea lozoyensis ATCC 20868, 1233 nucleotides. RefSeq lists its product as uncharacterized. The coding region runs from base 1 to 1233 and encodes 410 amino acids. NCBI's taxonomy places the organism in Eukaryota, Fungi, Ascomycota, Leotiomycetes, Helotiales, Helotiaceae. The transcript has a single exon. The record is from RefSeq and is a predicted model, not a curated record.
AUGGCGUUGGUUUACGAGAAUGCCCAUCUUGUCAUCGCCGCAACUACAGCCAGAGAUAGCUCAGGAGGCUGCUUUUCGACCCGCCGCUCUCCUUGCCUUUUCUACCAACAUACGACUUCGGCUGAUAUAACAAUUUCGUUCUAUCUACGAGAAGAGAGCAAAUCACAUAAGUAUUUCGCUAAGCAGUGGUUCUGCACCGUGCCUAGCUUAUAUGAUAAGCUCCUCACCCGUUCCUGGGCGUUGCAGGAACGUCUCCUGGCAACUCGGAUAGUCCAUUUUGUAGGAGACGAUUUGGUUUGGCAAUGUCGGAAACAGACAUCUUGUGAAUGUAAUGCACUGAGGUCUCACCCAGGGGUACUCAAAAUAGGCUGGAAUAAAGAACUCGAGGAUCGCGAUUCUUACCUUGAGUCGCAACGUUUUCUAUGGAACCGGAUCAUAAGACAUUAUAUGACUCUAAAAAUUACGAAAGUUUCCGACGAAUUACCAGCCUUAUCAGGACUAGCCAAAAAAUUCCAGGCGGCUGGCGCUGGUGAUUACCUUGCUGGGCUGUGGAGGGAAACCAUUCUUGCCGAUCUCCUGUGGACAGUGUGCGAAGGAAAAAGAGCAGAGAAAUGGCAGGCUCCUUCUUGGUCAUGGGCUAGUCUAGAGAAGGAGGGCGGUGGCCUCAUCUGUCCAUACGGGUUCGACUCAAGCGACAGAUUGGAUUGUCGGCAUUUGAGACCGGGCGAUCCAUCUGCUACAAGCCAUAAGUCAGGAGUGUUUGGAUCUACCUUACUAAAGACACAAUGCGAGCCAGCUGGUGAAGAUAGCACAGGUAAUGUUAAACAACCCGCCAGCUUGACAAUUUCUACGCCUCUUAUCGAGGUCAUGGGACAGUUUACAGAGCCAGAACUUUCGUCAUGCAUUGGACUGAACAUUACGAUCAGUCGAAACGGACAAGUGUUGAUAUUUGACGUUGAUUGUGAAGAGGAUUUUGAGGAAUAUGAGGGAGAAUCGUUCCCACUAGUCUGUGCUUGGAUCGGGACUGAAUGGCACGAUAGUAAAUAUUUGCCACAGAUAAUGGUUCUGAGGAACUCUCUCGGGAUAUGUGGCGCCUCAUCUACGCCAAACGCAUUUGAGCGAGUAGGAGUCAUAGAUGAUUGGAACGGUUGGGACCAAGAGGAGGCCGAAAGAACUGCAAUCAUAGCUGACUGGUUUUCGGACUCGCAGGUGACGACCAUUACGAUAGUAUAG